Molecule: messenger RNA, 363 nt
Organism: Theileria orientalis strain Shintoku
Lineage: Eukaryota; Apicomplexa; Aconoidasida; Piroplasmida; Theileriidae
Exons: 3
Coding region: 1-363 (120 amino acids)
Source: RefSeq, a predicted model, not a curated record
AUGAAUUCAUUUAUAAAUAAUCAACCGUUUAAGAAGUCCAAAUAUCGAGAUUUUAAAAGAUACUUGAACGUUAAGAAGACCGUUGAUUCCUUAAUGACGAAAGUUAAGAAAUUCCAUUCGAAAGGUGUUGAAAUCGCAACCAAAAAGGCAGCAGAUAGUAAACCAUCAAAUUAUAUAAAGGUUACAAAUGAUGAUAGGAAAAAAAGUAUUUUGUGUGUAGUCGGAAUAUUGAUAGGAUAUGGAAUUUUAUACACAUUUUACAGCAAAUGGAAGAGAGAAAAUGAAAUGAAGAGGGUUCAACAAUCUAUUGAACAAUAUGAAAGAGAUAAAUUGGAAUAUAUUGAAACGGGACACACUAGAUAA